GUCACCUCUCAACAUCAUUAAUUUGAACUUACAGUGCUUACUUAAGUCCUGGCAAAUCAUAGGUGGUGGAAAUGUCUGUACCAAGAUUCCAAAAAAUAAACUUUGGAACAUAUGAUAAUUACAUUCCAGUCAGUGAAUUAAGCAAAAAAUCAUGGAAUCAGCAACACUUUGCCCUGGUAUUUCCCAAACCACCACGGCCAGGAAAAAAAAAGAGAUCAAAACCAUCUCAACUACGAGACAAUACAGCUCCUAAAUAUGAUGAAGAGAAAUUAAGAGAAGGUCCUAAACGACCGUUAUGGAUGCACAGUUCUUUAAUGAGAAUUUCUGAAAGACCAUCUGAUUAUUUAGCUGCCAGGAUAUGGCCCCAACAUAAACCAACCCAUCACCCCAAGGAGGUUGCUAAAGUAGCAGAUGUACACAAACCUGUAUCUCCAGCAAGAGGUAAGAAAGAUAAAGAACACAAGAAAGCAGACAAGAAAGACAAAUCAGAAUCAGAAUCAGAAUCUACAGUUUCAAAGGGGCCACUAAUAACUAGGAAGGAGUCAAAGAAAGAAAAGGAUAUAGAAACAGGAACUAAAGGUGAAAAAGAUGUUGCAAAAACAGAUGUCAAAAAAGAGAAGAAACAUACAAAGAAGGGUAAGGAGUCAGCUACAGAAUCUGAAGAGGAACAAAAAGGUGCAAAAAAAGAUACCAAAAAAGAAAGAAAAGAUUCAAAGAAGGGUAAGGAGUCAGGUACAGAAUCUGGAGGUGAAAAGAAAGAUGCCAAGAAAGGUGACAAGAAAGAAAAGAAAGAUUCAAAGGACAAGGAGUCAGGUAUAGAAUCUGAAGGUGAGAAGAAAGAUGCCAAGAAAGAUGCCAAUAAUGAAAAGAAAGAUUCAAAGGACAAGGAGUCAGGUACAGAAUCUGAAGGUGAAAAGAAAGGGGCCACAAAAGGUGCCAGGAAAGAUAAGAAAGACUCAAAGGACAAAGAGUCAGGUACAGAAUCUGAAGGUGAAAAGAAAGAUGCCAAGAAAGAAAAGAAAGAUUCAAAAAAGGGCAAGGAGUCAGGUACAGAAUCUGAAGGUGAAAAAAAGAAUUCAAAGAAAGAUGCCAAGAAAGAUAAGAAAGAUUCAAAGAAGAGCAAAGAAUCAAGUAUAGAAUCUGAAGAUGAAAAGAAGGGUGCCAAGAAGGAUAAGGAUGGGAAAAAAGAUUCAAAGAAACCGGGAGAAAAAGAUGAUGAGUCAAAAGACAAGAAAGAAUCCAAGAAAGAUGCAAAGAGAAAGGUAAGUAAAAAAGAGAAGAAAGAUGAAAAGCCUAGUGGGAUAGAUAUUGAAUCAAAAGAUGAUGCCAAGAAAGAUGCCAAGAAGAAUGCCAAGAAAGAUGCCAAGAAGAAUGCCAAGAAAGAUACUGACACAGAAUCUCCUGAUGCAAAGAAGGAUGCAAAGAAGGAUAAAAAGGAUGCAAAGAAGGAUGCAAAGGCAAAGAAAGGCAAGUAGGCCUUGGAUAAAAUUCAAAAGCACAUUCGAUAAAACAAUUUUAGCAAUCUGAUACCAAAUCUAUGAGUGACAGGGGGCCUCAAAGAAUCAAAUAAUUUUUAAAAUGGAGCAAAGAAGAAUACAAAGAAAGACUCAUAAAAUCAUAAAAAUAUAAAGAAGAAAAGAAAAAUUAAGAGAUGAUUCAAUGAAGAACUUGGAGGAUACAUAUGCUAAGUUUGGGGAUAUGAAGGAUUCAAUGAAAAAUCCCUAGAAAUGUUCAAAGAAGAAUAUUCAAAUCAGGAUGUAGAAGUUAAUGACACUGGAUCUGUGGAUAGCAAAAAAAAAAACCAAAAAUAUAUCAAGACUUCAAAAAAAUCCAAGGAGGUAGACAAUCUAUAUAAUCAAACUGUGAAGCUGCAUCCACAGAUUUAAAUAAAGAACUAUAGGUGUAUCAGAGGAAGUCAAAAAAAUUUCAGAAAGUCUUUCAAAUAAAUACAAAUUAAAAGUAGCAUUCUUCAAAAAAAAUACGGAAGGAAGGAAGGAAGAAAAGAAUUGCUUCCUUGUGAACCUAUACCGUCAUCCCUGAAGCGUAAACAGCCACACCAGGUUGAUGGAAAUUAAAUUCCACAUCCAAGCCAAGACAAACACACUUGAAUAUAGUAGCCAACUUCUCUCCAUUUAAGACAGGAAAAUCAAACUUUUCCAAAUUACCAAGACACUGCUAUGAAAGAAAACAUUUGCAGUAGAUAUUGUAUAAGGAGAGUGAAGUAAUAGCACCCGAGAGCUCAACCAUCAUGUCAUCAUGAAGGAGGGACAAGAAAAGAAUAUAAAACACAGAACUCAAGGCAGAAUGGGAAAGUACCAUCUCACAUCCAAAUAUCAUUAAUUCUAAAAAGCAUUAGAAAAAAUGAAGUAUGCCUGGAGACAAGCUGGCAAUAACCAGAGAAGGAAGUUUCAUGGUGUAUAGAGAGGGUAAAAGAACAUGGAAUGGUGAAGUUCAGCCUUUGGAUAAAGGAAGUGAAAAAAAAAAAAGCCUGGGCAUUCGAAAUAUAUUUUUGUGGAGAAAAAAGGCUUACAGCCAAACCAGGAGAACAGCUUUAAUGGGAAUCAUUUGCUAAACCACCUAAUGAAAGUGAAACAAAGAUGAUCAAGAUUAUGACUAUGUGAAGUCUCCCACCCAUCAGAAGCCCUACUGUAAUUCAAUGAAAUGAUCUGGAAAAAAAAAGAAUGGCCAUCAACUAUAUUCAGCAUGCUCUGUUUAUCUCUUCAGAAACUUCUCCUUCAUGAUGUUUUCCCCCCAUCACCCCAGUGAAACAUGCAGACUACCAUGAAGAUAUACUAAAAAUUCUAACAACCUGGAGGAGUCUAAAAUCCCAUUCAGUUGCAAAUCUUCCUGUCAUGGGAGUUGAUUGCCAGCUCUAAUUUUGAGUGAACGCAUUAAACAUGAUGGUGAAAAUAUCAAUUAAAAAAAUCUACUCUCCAUA
This is a messenger RNA of Acinonyx jubatus (cheetah), 2938 nucleotides long. RefSeq names its product cylicin 2 (gene CYLC2). Gene Ontology annotation, molecular function: structural constituent of cytoskeleton. Gene Ontology annotation, cellular component: nucleus. The coding region runs from base 72 to 1475 and encodes 467 amino acids. The transcript is spliced from 11 exons. The record is from RefSeq and is a predicted model, not a curated record. NCBI's taxonomy places the organism in Eukaryota, Metazoa, Chordata, Mammalia, Carnivora, Felidae.